AUGAUGAGCUCUACUACUAGUACAUUCGGUGCUCCUCUGAUGAGACACUCGGAGGGACAGGUGGUCCUUGGAGGAAGUGGCGAAGAUGCCGUUUUCAAACCUGCGGAUUACCCUGGUCGCGAACAGCCCUAUGAACACCGCUUUUCGCCCUAUGAUUUCAAUGGUGGAACCGUCGCUGGUGUCUCGGGCGAAGACUACUUGGUGAUUGCUGCCGAUACGCGAAUGAGUUCUGGCUACGAAAUCUUGUCACGCAACACGUCCAAGUUGCAUCAACUCAACCCCAACGCCAUCCUGGCCAGUUCAGGCUGCAAGACCGAUAUGGACCAGCUUCGAUCUGUGUUGGAUAUCAAGAGCAAGAUUUACCAGCACAAUCAUCGCAAAUCCAUGACGGCAACCUCCACUGCUCAGAUGCUGAGUAACACUCUGUACGGCCGUCGAUUCUUUCCCUAUUACGCUUUCAACGUUCUGGGAGGAAUCGACGCCGAAGGCAAGGGAUGCUUGUUUUCCUACGAUGCCAUUGGUAGUUUUGAACGCACCCAGUACUCGGCCACUGGAUCGGGACAGGCCUACGUGAUUCCCUUUUUGGACAAUGUCAUUGGAAACCGCAACCACACCGAAGAGAAACCUACACUCUCCAAGGAAGAGGUGGUGGAAUUGAUGAAGGAAGCCUUUGUGUCAGCAGGAGAGCGGGAUAUCUACACAGGAGAUGCCCUGGAAAUCAUGGUCAUGACCAAAGACGGGGUCACCAAAGAAACCUUUGAGCUCAAGAAGGACUAA
Messenger RNA from Seminavis robusta, 777 nucleotides. Lineage: Eukaryota; Bacillariophyta; Bacillariophyceae; Naviculales; Naviculaceae. The record is from the annotation of a GenBank genome assembly.